AUGCUUUGUGAUUCGUUACGAAAUCGAAUACAUACUUGGCUUAGUGACUAUGUUAGACUCCAAUCUCUCGUCGUGAUCCUUCUUUACGCGCAGAUAGGGUGCGCGAUGAUCGGUGCACUAGGGGCAUUGUACAAUGGAGUCUUACUGAUAAAUUUGGCGAUUGCGUUAUUUGCGCUCGUUGCAAUUGAGAGCAAUAGCCAGAGCCUUGGACGGACCUAUGCGUUUCUUCUUUUCUGCGCCAUUCUUCUUGAUAUCUCAUGGUUCAUACUCUUCUCCAAUGAGAUUUGGAACAUUUCAUCUGAGAUGUAUCAAGCCUUUUACAUCUUCUCAGUGAAACUCACCAUGGCUAUGGAGAUUUCUGGGUUCGUUUUGAGGCUAUCCUCCUCUCUGUUAUGGUUUCAGAUUUAUAGGCUGGGAGCUUCCAUUGUUGACACUUCUCUUCCCUGUCAACCAGAUUCAAAUUUACGGAAUAGCUUCUUAGAACCUCCUCUUUUAGCUAGGCAAUGUUCACGUGGUCAUGAUCUACGAGAUAGCUUCUUAGAGACUCCUGCUAUAGCUAAGCAACGUUCACGUUCUGAAGAAAUCUUGCGAGAUGCUAUCCACGAACCAGGCUACUACACUCCUCUAUUUGAUGAAGGCCAAAGCAAUAUCACUUCUCCCAAGGGAAAACAGGUGAUUAAAAAUCAUUCAAAUGAAGACAUUUACAAAGGAUCUCCAUCAUCUGCUGCAGAAACCUCUGGAAAUAAGUCUCGGCUAUCUAGAUCCUUGGAGUCCCUUGAUUCUAGUCUCCGUUGGUUCAACACUUAAUGGUCGAGGAAGACAUUUUUUUGAAUUGAGCAACUUCAUUUCAACAGUCUAAGUCCACUCUUGUUUCCACUUUUGAAGAAUGUAGAUCCGAGG
This is a messenger RNA of Eutrema salsugineum, 900 nucleotides long. RefSeq lists its product as uncharacterized. The coding region runs from base 1 to 807 and encodes 268 amino acids. The record is from RefSeq and is a predicted model, not a curated record. The transcript has 5 exons. NCBI's taxonomy places the organism in Eukaryota, Viridiplantae, Streptophyta, Magnoliopsida, Brassicales, Brassicaceae.